GGAGGUGCACGCUAUAAAGCAGGAGCCCAUGCUCUCUUUUGGGGACAUGAGGAGAGUAAACUCAGGGUUGAGUUGUAUCUUUGGACCCCACUUGGAUUUCUUUGCUCAUCUGUCCACUUGAAGGUGUUUUGAAGUCGCAACCAGAAACUUGCUACCAUGGUGCAAAUGUUACUGCCGUAUAUUGGAGGUGUGACCGUGUCCGAGACCCUGGUGGCCGCAACCACGCUUUGCCUGGUCUACUUGUUGCUCAAGUUCUUCCGAAACGACAUUCCCGUGGGGCUAAAGCGGCUCCCGGGUCCCGUGCCCUUGCCCAUCAUCGGCAAUGUGCUGGAAUUGGGUAAAAGACCCUACCUGAGCCUUACCGCUAUGAGCAAACGCUACGGCCCUGUGUUUAAGAUCAAGAUUGGCUCGCGUCCUGUCGUAGUGCUGAGCGGCAGCGAAACGGUGCGACAGGCGCUCAUUAAACAAGGUGAGGAGUUCUCAGGAAGGCCCGAUCUGUACUCCUUCCGAUUCAUCAGCGACGGCGAAAGCCUGGCCUUCAGCACGGACCAAAAGGACGUGUGGCGUACUCGUCGGAAGCUGGCCCUCAGUGCCCUACGUUCCUUCGCCACCCUGGAUGGCACCUCGUCGCAGUAUUCAUGCAUGCUAGAGGAGCACAUCUGCAAAGAGGGCGAGUAUCUGCUGAAGCAGAUCAAUAACGUCAUGAAGACCGACGGCAGCUUUGACCCCUUUCGCCACAUUGUCGUCUCCGUGGCCAACGUCAUCUGCGGGAUGUGCUUCGGCCGCCGCUACAACCACGACGACAAGGAGCUCUUGAGCCUGGUGAACCUCAGCGAUGAGUUCAGCCAGGUGGUGGGCAGCGGCAACCCUGCCGACUUCAUCCCGGUGCUCCAGUACCUGCCAAGCACCACCAUGAAGAUGUUUGUGAACAUCAACGAACGUUUCAACGCCUUUGUGGGGAAAAUUGUUACUGAACACUAUGCCACCUUCAAAAAGGACAACAUUCGGGACAUCACUGACUCCCUCAUUGACCACUGCGAGGACAGGAAGCUUGAUGAGAACUCCAAUGUCCAGGUGUCAGAUGGCAAAAUUGUAGGGAUCGUCAAUGAUCUCUUCGGAGCAGGUUUCGACACCGUUUCAACCGCCUUAUCCUGGUCAGUAAUGUACUUGGUGUCUUAUCCGGAGAUUCAGGAAAGGCUUUAUCAGGAGAUAAAGAACAAAGUGGGACUUCACCGCACCCCUCUUUUAUCAGACAAAGCCAACCUGCCAUUCCUUGAGGCUUUCAUCCUGGAAAUGUUUCGGCACUCAUCGUACCUGCCAUUCACCAUCCCCCACUGCACGACAAAGGACACAUCUCUGAAUGGCUUCUUCAUUCCUAAAGACACCUGCGUCUUCAUCAAUCAAUGGCAAAUCAACCAAGACCCGGAGCUCUGGAAGGAUCCGUCAUCUUUUAAUCCAGAACGCUUCCUUAGUGCCGAUGGCACCGAGCUCAACAAGCAGGAGGGCGAGAAGGUGAUGAGUUUUGGCCUAGGCAAGCGCCGUUGCAUCGGCGAGGUCAUUGCGCGCCAGGAAGUCUUCUUGUUCCUGGCCAUUAUAGUGCAAGGGCUGCACUUCUACGCAGUGCCCGGCAAUCCUUUGGACUUGACGCCUGAGUACGGCCUAACCAUGAAGCAUAAGCGCUGCAAGCUAGGAGCUACCGUUCGGCCGCUUGGCGUGCAGUGAAUACCUAGCAGAGAAGAGCCUAUGAACAAUGCGCAGCGCUGGAAAUAACGCAACCACAGUAAUCACGAUCUACGUAUCAACGCAUUGUCCUUCCUGCGCAAUUCAACUUUUCACUGAGACUUAGACCAAAUGGGGUUCCACAAUUAUAGUAGUACCAAUGAUUGGUUGUGACGCUACUUUAGAAUUUCGCAAAAGUAAAACCACAUUAGAAUAAAUUUCUUUUAACUGACAGUAAGUAUGUACAGUAAGUUACAUUUUUUGUGUAACGGAUGCAUGACUCUCAAACAGGGCCAUAUUGUCAGAAUGUAACGCAUAGGACGUCAAAUUGAAGCCGAGCAACUAACAAUGUUGUGAAGAGAUGUUUUUGCAAAUGUCCAUGUUUGUGAUUUUGGGUCCCGCUGCUAUCCUGUGACUUCGAAUGAAAUACAUUAUGACCUUAAGCUGUUUAUAUUUUAUAACCCAAUAUAAUGUGGAUUUAAAAACACUGAAGCUAUAUUUGUAUCCUGAAAUGUGAUUGUUGUGUUUCUAUCAAGUAUUUUGUAAAGUCAUUUUAUGUGCCUGAUAUUUGUUUAUAUUUGAGGGGGAAAUUAAUUUGUUUGUACACGUAUGUAUGUGUUUGAUUUGUCAGGAUACCAAAAAAAAAAAAAAAAAGUGAAUGUUUUUUUUUUUUUUUUUACAUGUCUAUCAUUGUUAUGACUGCGUGUGAGUAAAAGUGGAUACGUGAUGAUCAAAACGUCAAUAAAAAUACGCCGAAUGUGUUUUUUGCACCGCUUGCUCAGUCUCCUUGCUCUGUCAUACACAAAUCUGUCCUUUCUUUCGGUUUGUCCACUCAUUUAAUGCAACACUUUUUAACUUUUCAGUUUGGUCGAUUUUAGUGACACCAGUGGACAAAAGUGGUAGUGUUUUGCAUUAAAGAGCAUACGACAGGAGAAAAAAAGUCUUAAAUAGCAUUAUUAUGUGAAUUAGAAUCAUAUUUUGAGACGAUUUGAGUAUAUACAACAAUUUAGCAAAGCGCAGAUGACGAGAAAUUAGUCUUUUAAUCUGCCGGUUAGCCACGCCUACCAUUAUAGGGCUCGAGCCUCCCCAACAGGUGGAUGACGUCAGCAGGAGACUGGGCUCAUCGGUUUUACUAUUCAGCGCAUUGAGGGGGAAUUAUUCAGAGCGAGGAAAACGUGACGAAGAGAGCCGCAAAAUGUCAUUGUUUCAGUCUCUCUACUCCAAUAUUUUUACAGGAUAUUCUUUUUAUCCAAGUAUUUUUCCCCAAUAGCUAUAUAAAUGGCUUGAGAAGGACCAGUCAGCCCUCCGAGGGGGAACUAUUCACAACGAGGAUAACGCGACGAAGAGAGCUGCAGAAUGUCAUUGUUUCUGUCUCUUUACUUCAAUAUUAUUACAGGAUAUUCAUUUUAUCCAAGUAUUUUCCCCAAUUGCUAAAUAAAUGGCAUGGUCAUGACAAAUAACAGUCUUGUGCUAAAUGGAAUAUGAAAUAAUAAAAAUG
Messenger RNA from Corythoichthys intestinalis (scribbled pipefish), 3217 nucleotides. It is a transcript of the gene cyp1a, whose product is annotated as cytochrome P450 1A1. The transcript has 7 exons. Gene Ontology annotation, molecular function: heme binding; oxidoreductase activity, acting on paired donors, with incorporation or reduction of molecular oxygen, reduced flavin or flavoprotein as one donor, and incorporation of one atom of oxygen; steroid 17-alpha-monooxygenase activity. Lineage: Eukaryota; Metazoa; Chordata; Actinopteri; Syngnathiformes; Syngnathidae. Gene Ontology annotation, biological process: progesterone metabolic process; hormone biosynthetic process. Bases 157 to 1722 code for a protein of 521 amino acids. The record is from RefSeq and is a predicted model, not a curated record.